Messenger RNA from Aspergillus ibericus CBS 121593, 1981 nucleotides. RefSeq names its product adenosylhomocysteinase. NCBI's taxonomy places the organism in Eukaryota, Fungi, Ascomycota, Eurotiomycetes, Eurotiales, Aspergillaceae. The transcript is spliced from 6 exons. Gene Ontology annotation, molecular function: adenosylhomocysteinase activity. Gene Ontology annotation, biological process: L-methionine cycle. The record is from RefSeq and is a predicted model, not a curated record. Gene Ontology annotation, cellular component: cytosol. Bases 241 to 1590 code for a protein of 449 amino acids.
UUCGGGGUCCGAAUCAAUAGUACACCGUACGGAGUUGCUGAAGCAAUCAGGAGGGCCGCCGUCAGCACGCAGGUCGGAGCAACAGAAAGUCCGACCACAGCCGCCCCGCAGCCUUGGCCAAGUCUGCUGAAUCCUUCGUCCCCUCUUCUCUUCUGUCCCGAGUCCUUUUAUUCUCUUCCCCCCCUCCAUUCUCCCAUCUCCUCUUUCUCUGCUUAUCCUUUUCCUCAUCACAUAGCAACCAUGGCUGCCCCCGCUCAGAAGUUCAAGGUCGCCGACAUCUCCCUGGCCGCCUUUGGCCGCCGCGAGAUUGAGCUCGCCGAGAUUGAGAUGCCCGGUCUCAUGGCCAUCCGCCGCAGAUACGCUGCUGAUCAGCCUCUGAACGGUGCCCGCAUUGCCGGUUGCCUGCACAUGACCAUCCAGACUGCUGUCCUCAUCGAGACCCUCGUUGCUCUUGGUGCCGAGGUCACCUGGACCAGCUGCAACAUCUUCUCCACCCAGGACCACGCCGCUGCCGCCAUUGCCGCCGCCGGUGUCCCUGUCUUCGCCUGGAAGGGUGAGACUGAGGAGGAGUACAACUGGUGCUUGGAGCAGCAGCUCAACUCCUUCAAGGAUGGCAAGAAGCUCAACCUCAUCCUCGAUGACGGUGGUGACUUGACCUCCCUCGUUCACCAGAAGUACCCCGAGCAGCUCCAGGGUUGCUACGGUCUGUCCGAGGAGACCACCACCGGUGUUCACCACCUGUACCGCAUGCUCAAGGAGGGCAAGCUCCUCGUCCCCGCCAUCAACGUCAACGACUCGGUCACCAAGUCCAAGUUCGACAACCUGUACGGUUGCCGUGAGUCCCUCAUUGACGGUAUCAAGCGCGCCACCGAUGUCAUGAUUGCCGGUAAGGUUGCCGUCGUUGCCGGUUACGGUGAUGUCGGUAAGGGAUGUGCCGAUGCCCUGCGCAGCAUGGGUGCCCGCGUCCUGGUCACCGAGAUUGACCCCAUCAACGCCCUCCAGGCUGCUGUCCAGGGUUACGAGGUCACCACCAUGGAGGAGGCUGCUCCCCAGGGUCAGAUCUUUGUCACCACCACCGGUUGCCGUGACAUUCUCGUUGGCAAGCACUUUGAAGUGAUGCGCAACGACGCCAUUGUUUGCAACAUCGGUCACUUUGACAUUGAGAUCGACGUUGCCUGGCUCAAGGCCAACGCCAAGUCGGUCCAGAACAUCAAGCCCCAGGUUGACCGCUACACCAUGGCCAACGGCCGUCACAUCAUCCUGUUGGCCGAGGGUCGUCUGGUCAACCUUGGCUGUGCCACUGGCCACUCUUCCUUCGUCAUGUCCUGCUCUUUCUCCAACCAGGUCCUGGCUCAGAUUGCUCUGUUCAAGGCCGAGGACGUUGCCUUUGGCCAGAAGUACGUCGAGUUCGGCACCUCGGGCAAGAAGCCCGUGGGUGUGUACGUGCUCCCCAAGGUGCUGGAUGAGCAGGUUGCUCUGCUCCACCUGGAGCACGUCAACGGCAAGCUGUCCAAGCUCACCCCGGUCCAGGCCGAGUACCUGGGUCUGGAGGUGACUGGACCUUUCAAGGCCGACCACUACCGCUACUAAACUACUUAAGACCUGACCUAGCUUCAACAUUCACGAUGUUACGACGACAUAAAGGGUUCUUUAUCAACAUGGGGCUCAAAAGCAUUGUCUUCAACGGCAAAUAAAAGUCGCUGGUUUCUGGAUACAGGGUGGAGUAUUGCAUUCAACAGUGCGGAUGAUACCACUACAUAGGUUAAUUGAUUGAAUCUUUGUCUGUCUUGUAAUACUAUGAACCAUCCAAUAGUUUAAUCAAGGUGGUUCCUACGGCCUGUGCAAACUCGGGAUGAUUGACAUCGCGGGGGUGUCGAGUGACCGUAAUUCCAGUAUUCUGCAACUCUUUCUCCAGGGUGUCAAAGAGGGCCUCAUUCGCCUGGGGAUCAUGAAACUGCUGCCCCGGCACGUCCAUCAUACU